This is a messenger RNA of Aspergillus ruber CBS 135680, 1213 nucleotides long. Its product is annotated as succinate--CoA ligase subunit beta. Gene Ontology annotation, biological process: tricarboxylic acid cycle; succinyl-CoA metabolic process. Gene Ontology annotation, cellular component: succinate-CoA ligase complex; mitochondrion. Lineage: Eukaryota; Fungi; Ascomycota; Eurotiomycetes; Eurotiales; Aspergillaceae. Gene Ontology annotation, molecular function: ATP binding; succinate-CoA ligase (ADP-forming) activity. The coding region runs from base 1 to 1161 and encodes 386 amino acids. The transcript has 6 exons. The record is from RefSeq and is a predicted model, not a curated record.
AUGGCACCUCUGCCGGGGUUCAAGUAUGACAUCCCAGUACCCAAUGGAUAUGUCGUCGACAACCCGCUAGACGCCAAAGCAGUGGUAACAAAGAUAGGGGCACCUUCAAUGCUAAAAUCGCAGAUUCUUGCCGGUGGUCGUGGAAAAGGGAAAUUCGACACUGACGGCAAGGGCGGCGUGCGCAUAGUUUCGACACCACAUGAAGCCUUGACCAACGCGACCAACAUGCUUGGUCAUUAUCUCAAAACCAAGCAGACUCCGCCCGCCGGUCUGCUCGUCAAAAAACUCUACAUCUACAAAGCCGUCGACGUUGCCCAUGAAUACUAUUUCUCGGUCACCUUUGACCGCCAGAAAUCCAGCCCCGUAAUCCUCAUCUCAGAUGAGGGUGGCGUGAAUGUCGAGGCUAACUCAGACAAGCUGCACCGAUUCUGGUUCUCCUUGUCUGAGGGCAUAACACCCGAGAUUAUCGCAGAUAUCCGCUCAAGAUUGCUCUUCUCCAGGACCGAAAUGCCAGUCAUCGAGCAUAUUAUCCGGCAAAUGGUGGAGCUAUUCAACGCCAAGGAUGCCAUCCUGCUCGAGUUAAACCCCCUUGCCUUGACAUCUGAAGGGAAGUUUAUCUGUCUGGAUGCAAAGUUUGAUUUCGAUAAUUCAGCGCAGUUCAAACAGGAAGAUAUGUGGGAGCUUGAGGAGCGAACGCCAGACUCAGAGUGCGAGCAUGACGCUGCUAAGAAUGGCCUUGUAUACAUCCGUCAGGAUGGGAAUAUCGGAAAUAUUGUGAAUGGGGCUGGGCUAGCAAUGGCAACUAAUGAUUUGAUCAAUAUUCAUGGUGGGAAAAGUGCGAAUUUUCUGGAUAUCGGGGGGAAGGCAACGACUAGCACGCUGCUAAAAGCAUUUGAGAUCCUAGGGAGAGAUUCACAUGUUCAAGGGAUCUGGGUUAACAUUUUCGGAGGUAUUGUCCGGUGUGAUAUGAUCGCCAAGUCGAUUCUGCAGGCCACGUCCGCCAUGGGCAGAUUUCGAAUUCCGGUUGUGGUGAGGUUGCAGGGGACAAAUAGCGAGUCUGCACUGAAGAUGCUUGAAACGUCAGGGCUGGACCUUCAUACUGAAACAGACUUCGAACUAGCAGCCACCAGCAUCAUUAAACUAGCCUCCGGUGGGCAUUGACGCGUAUUGUGAUGUUCUUGCCUCUUUUGGAAUUAAUAAUCGUCAUUAAAUA